GUGAGCAGACCGAGUAGACCUGGAGCGAGAGCUCGUGUGAAUCCGACUCUGUUCGUUAGCUGUUCGUUUAUCUUCGUACACCAUUCGGCAUGUUCCGCCCACACCUCGGAUUCUGUCGAUCGUGAAUUAGGGCUGUAUUUCGUCCCCCUCUAUCUCUGUGUUGUUGUCCUCGGUGACGCGACGGAGGUGUAGCCUGACGCGGUCUCUUACGUGUCGGACUAAAUAAAAGUGGAGCUCCGGAGGCCUGGGAGUGACGAGGCGAGUCUGUGUCGGGCUAUCUAAAUGACCAUGGAGGCAGGAGCAGAUGUCCAGCAGGGCGGUGACACUGCGGUCUCAGAGACAGACACUCAGCAGAUUGCCACUUUGGCACAGGUUUCGAUGGCUGCAGCACAGGCAUCAGCUACUGCGCCCACAGUGACCUUAGUUCAGCUGCCCAAUGGGCAAACAGUGCAAGUUCACGGGGUCAUCCAGGCAGCCCAGCCCUCUGUCAUACAAUCCCCACAGGUGCAAACUGUACAAAUUUCAACCAUUGCUGAGAGUGAUGAUUCUCAGGAGUCAGUGGACAGUGUGACAGAUUCCCAGAAGAGGAGAGAGAUCCUGUCUAGACGGCCAUCAUACAGAAAGAUCCUGAACGACCUUUCAUCCGAUGCUCCAGCGGUCCCGCGGAUAGAAGAAGAGAAAUCAGAAGAGGAUUCCACUCCAGCCAUAACAACCGUUACCGUGCCAACGCCUAUCUAUCAGACAAGUAGUGGGCAGUACAUUGCUAUUACUCAGGGUGGAGCGAUACAGUUAGCCAAUAAUGGAACAGAUGGAGUUCAAGGGCUACAAACCCUGACCAUGACGAACGCAGCAGGCGCUCAGCCCGGCACCACCAUCCUGCAAUAUGCACAGACCAGCGACGGACAGCAGAUACUGGUGCCCAGUAAUCAAGUAGUUGUGCAAGCGGCCUCAGGAGACGUUCAGGCAUAUCAGAUCCGCACCGCAGCUGCUAGCACCAUUGCUCCAGGUGUGGUCAUGGCUUCGUCUCCUGCACUGCCCAGUCAGGGAGGAGCUGAGGAGGCCACUCGCAAGCGGGAGGUUCGGCUAAUGAAGAACAGGGAGGCAGCACGGGAGUGCCGCAGGAAAAAGAAAGAGUACGUUAAAUGUCUGGAAAACAGAGUGGCCGUGUUGGAGAAUCAGAACAAAACGCUCAUCGAGGAGCUCAAAGCGCUUAAGGACCUUUAUUGUCACAAAUCUGAAUAAUUGGCCUCACGCAUACGUGCUGAACGGAUCUCUUCUGGUGCCUCAAGAGACAGAGACUCUAAACAUACUACAGGCACCUGCACAGCAUCUCUGUCUUUUUCAUUUCAUUUUUUUGAAAUAUUCUCUUCUGUAAAAAUCCAGUUAUCAGGAAUACAUUGUAAGUUUGUAAGUGUAAACUUUUUAUUUCCCUUUUCUCUUCAAAAGAAAGAGAGUCGGUUUCAGAGAAAAAAAUGAAAUGCAGGGUACAGUUUCGUUAUUGAACAUGUUGCCCUACUUGAGGAGCGUUGUGAACCAUAAAGAGCACCUUUCAGCUGCAGCCGUGACAGGGAAUGAAUGUUUGUGUGGGUUUAUCAUGAAAACAGCCCAGGGUGCUGCUUCUGAGACCUGCUCCUGUCACUCUGAGGUUCCCAUUUGAAAGACUUUCCCACAAUGCACCAGUCGUGGAUGGCGCUGCUUGCGAGCAUGAUUAAAGAGGGAUGGAUUUUUCACUUUUGCAGCAUGGGUCUUUAAUGAUUGAGAUUAAAUCAGCUGUGCCCUC
Megalobrama amblycephala (Wuchang bream) is the source of this 1780-nucleotide messenger RNA. RefSeq names its product cAMP responsive element binding protein 1a (gene creb1a). The record is from RefSeq and is a predicted model, not a curated record. Bases 283 to 1242 code for a protein of 319 amino acids. The transcript has 8 exons. NCBI's taxonomy places the organism in Eukaryota, Metazoa, Chordata, Actinopteri, Cypriniformes, Xenocyprididae. Gene Ontology annotation, molecular function: protein binding; cAMP response element binding; DNA-binding transcription factor activity, RNA polymerase II-specific. Gene Ontology annotation, cellular component: ATF4-CREB1 transcription factor complex; nucleus. Gene Ontology annotation, biological process: regulation of transcription by RNA polymerase II.